AUGCUGCUGUACUCGCGAGUUGCGCCGCCCAAGGUCCCCAAGCGGCGCUCCCGAGCUGUAAAGAAAAGGUACAUCCAUCUCCUCCUUCACCAGAAAAAGAAGUGCGACGAAGCCCGUCCACGGUGCUCGCGCUGCGAGGAGCACGGCCACGAGUGCCGCUACGAUCCCGUUAAGCCGCGCCAGCGCCGUAGGGCCGACCAGGCUGCAGGGCUUGGCCAACAGCCCGACCUCGACGACGAUGACGGUGCCGGCGAUGCGGACGACGAGCAGGGCUCCGCGGGCGCGGGCGCGGGUGCAGGCGCAGGCACCCCCGAGCGCGCUGUGCGCCAGCCGCUCUCCGUGACGACAACGGGACUGGGGCUGGGGCUUGCCCGGCAGCAGCACCACCUGCACCAACGCCGCCAGCGCCAACACCGCCAGCGCCAGCGCCAGCACCAGCACCAGCACCAGCAUGGGCACGCCUGGGAGGGGGGCUCGUCGUCCGAUGCUUCCCCCGACACGGCCUACGACGACUGGCCGCAUAGCGCCGACCAGUUCGACCCGCUUCCUCCUAAUCGGCCGCAGGCGGCGCCGACGACCGCGACGGCUUCUUCCGCUACAGCGUACUCCCCUUGCACCGACUUUGGUGCAUUCUCCCUGGACGCCUUUGACGGUCCUCUAAUACUUCCGCUUGACGACGGCUCCAUCAGCGAGCAGGACGGCAACGCCUCCCCGUCCAUCACCAACGCCCUCACCAACUUCUCGGUCGAUGCCUCGUCGCCAGCAUCAUCCACCAGCCAGUCCCUCGCCUACGUGCCGCCCUCGCCUCGCUUCGAGUUCACGGCACCCGCCUUCUACGAGUUCUCGCGCGACGCCGGCCGCCGCAACCUCAUCGCGCACUUCUGCAACACGCUCUCGCACCUCAUCGUGCUACGCGAGGAUGAGGGCAACAACCCUUUCCAGCAACUCGUGCUGCCCCUCUCCCACGGCAGCCAGGCCGUCACUGGCGCCAUCUACGCUCUCGCCAGUGCCCACCUCGAGGUCCGCGGCGUUGACCCGGGCGGAGCCCAUGCCAGUGUCCGCUAUCACAGCCAGGCCAUCCAGGGCCUGGCUCGUCUGAUUGAGCAAGGCGACGGCGUCGACAAAAAUGAGCUACUCGCGGCGAUUAUGCUGCUCAUCUACUACGAAGUGCUUGUCCAGCGUGGUCGCUCCAACCUCGUUGACGGUCAUCUCAAAGGCGCCAUGGCCAUCAUGGGCAACGCCCCUCCCCAGAACAACCCCACUGGCGUCUUCCUUGAGAGGGCGUUCCGGUUCUACGAUGUCAUUGCCGCCCUCUCGUUUGGCACCGCCCCUCUGUCACACUGCCCGUCCAGCGGCGGCUUCACGCCCUUUGCGCCGCUUGACUCGCGAGGCACCACCGUCGCGUACGACAGCGUCGAUGCGCUGCUGGGCAUGGCCACCUCGCUGUGGCCCGUCAUCCACCGCCUAUCCAACCUGCUGGCCCUCAAAAACGAGCUCACCGCCGCUGUCGCCGCGGGCGAGCUCUCCAAGGCCGCCGUGCUGCGCACCGAGUUCGACUCGACGUGCGCCGCCAUCGAGAUUGCUCUGCAGGAGUGGGAGCCCAUACUGCCCCAGGACUUCCAGGGGCAGCGCUGCUCGGACGGCGACAAGGCCAAGGACGGGGAGCACCGCCACCUGCAGAGCAUCCUCAACAGCGCGCUGGCGUACCGCCACUCCGCGUUUGUGUACCUCUACCGCAGCAUCUACGACUGCCCGCGCCGACACCCGGUGGUGCAACUGCACGCGCACGUCAGCCUGACGCACUGCGAGGCGACGGUGGCCCACGGGGGGCCCAUGGGGUCGCUGCUGUGGCCGCUCUUCGUGAGCGCGUGCGAGGCCACGGAGCCGGCCGACCGGGCGCUGGCGCGGCGCUCGUUCGCGGGCAUCUCGCGCCGCCAGGGCAUGAAGAACAUUGAGCGCGCGUGGUGCGUCGUCGAGGAGGUGUGGCAGCGGGCGGACGCGCUCGAGGACGCGGCGGAAGAGGAGGACGUGGGGUUCCUCAAGAUGCCGGGGACGAAGCGGCGGUGCGACCUCUGGCGCAAGGUGAGCGCAGACAUGGGCUGGACUAUUGUGUUUGGGUGA
This is a messenger RNA of Purpureocillium lilacinum, 2121 nucleotides long. The record is from RefSeq and is a predicted model, not a curated record. Lineage: Eukaryota; Fungi; Ascomycota; Sordariomycetes; Hypocreales; Ophiocordycipitaceae.